This is a messenger RNA of Anoplophora glabripennis (Asian longhorned beetle), 1876 nucleotides long. RefSeq lists its product as uncharacterized. The transcript is spliced from 4 exons. Bases 212 to 1294 code for a protein of 360 amino acids. NCBI's taxonomy places the organism in Eukaryota, Metazoa, Arthropoda, Insecta, Coleoptera, Cerambycidae. The record is from RefSeq and is a predicted model, not a curated record.
GUAGUUAGAAGGCCGCUAGUCAAAAAAUUUCAUAAAAAUUUGGCACAAAUGAUUUAUAUUUUGACGUUAACAAAAAUCUUAGCAACUGAAUAUUAAAAUUUAAUUUUAAGAAUAUUACGUAUAAAGAGAUUAUAUAGAAAGUGAACAAAAUUAAUUAUACUACAUAUUCAACCGCGUAUUUUAAAAUUGUGCGUUCAGUGCCUAAGUAGAUAUGGGAUAUGGACCGCUACAAAGAACUACAAGUACUCCCUUGCAACGAGAGGAACCUAAUUUACCGGAGAAAAGUCAAGAAGCCAUAACACCAGUAGAAUUUUUAGACAUUAACAGAGAUAAAAAUUAUUAUACUGACUGUGUUUCAAUGAAAAGAAAAGUUACUUUUUGUGAAACACCUGUCGCAGAGAAGAAAGAAGAUAUAUUAGAAAUAGAAAAUAUGUUUGAAGGCCAAAUUAUUGUUACUCCCAGUUCAGCAGCCAACAACUCUGCUGUGUUUUAUAGUGCCAAACAAUAUCCACAGGAAAAUUUGACAUGUCAUGGUGACAAAAACGAAAUAAGUAUAUACACGGACAGCAAGGACAUUAAAUUUGAGGAGAAAAGAGAGAUUAACAAUGCAGAAAUUGGACAUGAAGAAAGUGUUUUAUGGAUAAGUGCUGUAAAUACAUCACCAGAUUUUAUUGAAGGAAGCAAACCAUUUAUUGACACAAAUAACUUUCCUACACCAAGCAUUGCAAAGUUAAAAAAAAGGCAAGUAAAUGUAGUUAUGCCAACAGCAAUUAGAAACCAAAAUGUCGAAUUGGAAUUACCUUCUAAUAUGUCUUUAACUACUCUGAAUACUUCUAUAUCUGAGGAAAGCACAUCUGAAAUGCAACAAGAUAGUUUUAAACCACAUCUGAUUCUUAAAGAAACUUCUGUAAAUAAAGUCGAGUAUUCAAGUACUGACGAUACAAAUGGAAUCUUAGCAGAAACAUCCACAAAUUCUGCCAGUCUUUGGACUUCAAUGAGUAAGAUUGUUAAAACUGUAGCAAAUGUAGUACAAGAGUUUUCCAGUUCAACCUCUAAUUCCAAAACUCCUUUAAAACGUAUUAUGGAAGAUGAUAUAUUUGAUGGACCUCAUGUUAAAAGGUACAAACUGACUGAAAUAAAAUGUCGUCCUCCAAUAAGACAUUUGGCUAUAGAAUAUAUGGGAGAAUGUAAGGAAAAUUUGAAAUAUGAGAGUAGCAGUUUUAUAAAUAGAAUUAAUAAAACAUUUGUUGAUAAAGCAACACAAACAGAUGAAUGGUUCCCACAAAAUUGCUGACUAGUGACAAAUUUAUAGCUUUUCAAAUUGCUUUUACUAAAUUUGUACCAUUGUUUAAACCAAGUAAUGUAAAAUAUAUUAUAGAUAUAGCAUGCGAUAUAUGAUAUUAAUCAGUUUAAAAGUUUAUUUUUAUAUUUAAAUUUGUUCGUCAAUUGUAAAUUGUUCUGUAUUUAUAUGCACUUCUGUAAUUCUUAAAAUUUGUAAUAGAACUUAUUGGCAGUUAUUAAGAAAAUUUAUUUAAAAAAUAGUAUAAAAAAAAUAAAAAUGUUCCAAGUACAGGUCCAAAAUUGCUUCCUAAGGGCCCCUACUCAGGAGACACAAUUAGGGACUUGCCCAUCUUGUUAAAAAUAAAAAAGUAAACACCUUUGUAUUAUACCUUCAAGGAGCUUGUAGCUUCUUGGCAAACUUAUUUGGGCCUGUUUAUUAAACAAUUUUUAAAUUUUUUAACACAAUCUAAUGAUAAAGUUUGUCGUUCUAAUUAUGAGUAUCACACUAUUCUGUAUAUUCGACAAUAUUGAACUAGACAAAGCAUUAAAAUUCUGUUUCUUUAAAAAUAUUUUUUUUAUUAGAAUUUUCAAACUU